Molecule: messenger RNA, 450 nt
Organism: Rotaria sp. Silwood1
Lineage: Eukaryota; Metazoa; Rotifera; Eurotatoria; Philodinida; Philodinidae
Source: the annotation of a GenBank genome assembly
AUGCGUAUUGCAUGGAGAAUUCUUGACUUGAUGGUAAUAAACGCUUGGGUUUUAUGGAAACAUAUGUUACCUGAUGAUCAACGAAGCUGGAGACGUUCUCGUUUAUUUUACUUUAAGAUGGAUAUAGCAAAUAUAAUGCUACGGGAACCAAGAGCCAUUGAACGUCGAAUGUUAAAGGUAUUAGUUACAAAUCAAUCAUCAUCGGAAUCAGAUGAUGAUGAUAAUAAUCUUGUUCGACAAAAAAGAAAAAGAGAAACUGCCUCGAAUAUUUCAAGUAUGGUUCGUUUUGAUGGUUUAGAACAUUGGUCCCCAUAUCAACAAAGUUUACGCCUGCGAUGUAAAAAUAAAGGUUGUUCAAUGAAGACAAACGUAUAUUGGUACAAAUGCCAAGUCCAUUUAUGUUUUUGUACAACACGUAAUUGUUUUAAAGAUUAUCAUUGUAAAAAUUAA